This is a messenger RNA of Magnolia sinica, 2634 nucleotides long. Its product is annotated as pentatricopeptide repeat-containing protein At5g56310-like. Bases 194 to 1843 code for a protein of 549 amino acids. Gene Ontology annotation, biological process: RNA modification. Gene Ontology annotation, molecular function: protein binding; RNA binding. The transcript has a single exon. The record is from RefSeq and is a predicted model, not a curated record. Lineage: Eukaryota; Viridiplantae; Streptophyta; Magnoliopsida; Magnoliales; Magnoliaceae.
GUUGACUAACGGUGCAAAGCACGAGCUUGUUAAUUUAAAUAUUUUAAAUCAGGCAAUUAUAUUCCGAUGGCCCUCAGGACAGGCGGUUAUAUGAUAAAGCCUCAAAGAAGAAUUCAAAUCUUCUCAUUUCAAAACUGCCAAAAAAUCAGAAACAAAUAAAGGAAAAUAUUGCAUGAUAGCUCUCUAACAUGCAAUGAUUCCAUGCAUUUCUAUGCGAUUCUUCUCAAUCUCUUCCUUGAAGUCAAAAAUCCAUACACUUACAGACCCAAAUCUCCUUUCCUUGCUAAAUCAAUGCUCCACCUUCAAACACAUGAAUCAGACUCAUGCUUUCAUGGUCUCCAGAGGCCUAGACCAAGACAACAUCCACCUCAGCAAGUUCAUCGAAGCCUGUGCUCUCUUGGGUUUCAAAGAUUACGCCCUUUCGAUCUUCACCCACAAAACCCAACCUGAUAUCUAUAUCUAUAACACCAUGAUAAAGGGUCUUUCUCAGAUGGAUUCUGCUAAAGACGCCGUACUUUUAUUCAAUAGGAUUCAGGUUGCGGACUUUCGACCUGACACAUAUUCAUUCCCUUUCGUUUUAAAGGCAGUUGUGCAGCUAUCCACUCUUGAAGUGGGGAAGGAGAUCCACAGUCAGGUAAUCCAAAUUGGGUUGGCCUCGGAAAUUCAUGUUUUGACAGGCUUAAUUCAGAUGUAUUCGGCUUGUGGAGCCAUUGCUGAUGCUCGCAAGCUGUUUGAUAGGAUGCACCAGAGAGAUGUGGUCUCAUGGAAUGCAAUGGUUGCGGGCUAUGCCAAGAUUGGCGAUGUGGAAAAUGCGCGGAUGCUCUUUGAACGGAUGCCUGAGAGGAAUGUAAUCUCUUGGACAGCAGUGAUUGCGGGUUAUGCACAGAUGAACCGGUCUAAUGAGGCGAUAGCAAUCUUCCGAAGAAUGCAGCUCACAGACAUUGAGCCAGAUGAGAUUUCCAUGUUGGCUGUGCUCUCAGCUUGUGCCCAUUUGGGUGCUCUUGAAUUGGGUGAAUGGAUUCAUAAUUAUAUAGAUAAACACCAGUUACAUAAGAUUGUUCCUCUAAUCAAUGCACUCAUCGGCAUGUAUGCAAAAUCUGGUAAGAUAGAAAAGGCAGUAGAAGUUUUUGAAAAUAUGAAACAUCGAAGUGUAAUAACUUGGACUACAAUGAUUGCUGGGCUGGCUUUACAUGGGCUUGGUGUCGAAGCUUUAGAAAUGUUCUCCCGGAUGGAAAGAGCGAGAAUCAAACCAAAUGAUGUCACCUUUAUUGCCAUCCUGUCUGCUUGUAGCCACGUUGGAUUGGUCGAUGCAGGCCGCUGGUAUUUUGAAAUCAUGAGUUCACGGUAUCAGCUCGCACCCAAAAUUGAGCACUAUGGAUGUAUGGUCGAUCUUCUUGCACGCGCAGGUUACCUGCAAGAGGCACAAGAUCUUGUGAGGGAGAUGCCGUUUGAAGCCAAUGGAGCUAUAUGGGGUGCUCUGCUAGCUGCCUCUAGAAUCCAUGGCAAUGUAGAGCUUGGGGAGCGAGCCCUGAGGCACCUCAUUGAGGUGGAGCCCCAUAACAGUGGGAAUUACACCCUUCUAUCAAAUAUAUACGCAGCCCAUGAGAAGUGGAAUGAUGUUGGCAAGCUGAGGAAGUUGAUGAGAGACAGAGGGGUGAAGAAGAUGCCAGGAGGCAGUUCUAUCGAGGUGAAUGGCACAGUUCAUGAGUUUAUUGUGGGUGACGAUUCAAAUUCAGAGUUUAAGAGGAUAUAUGAAGUUCUAUAUGAGAUUAAUCGACAGUUAAAGAUAGCGGGGUAUGUGCCAAAGAUAUGUGGCGGCCCACUCGAUUUCGAUGAGGGAUAAGGAGAUUAUUCCAAAACUGUAAUCUAUUCAAUUUCUGAUGCUACCAUACUCUACCAUGGCUAACUGGCUUUUCACUUGCCAGACAAGUAUUUUCCAACAGAGAUGAUAGUGCAACGGAUUUAUUUAUACGCAUAUCUGAAGAACGCGAUUUCUUAAUCACAUUGAGGGCAAUGGAUCAAUUGCGUGAAUUCAGUUAGGGCGGUUUCCCUUCGGCUAGUUAUAAAAUCUGAGAAUUAAGAGUUUUUUCCUGGACAGGCCUAUGUGGGCUAUUAGCUGUCAAAGAACAGAGAAAUUGUUUUCGCAGUAGCCACCGAAAUUCCGCGUCGCAAGAGCUCAGAACCCAUCGAAGGGAUGAAAUCGAUAUGGACAAACUGCUUGACAUCUACCAGUGAUGAAUUAGAAGAACCAUACAGAUCAACCAUCUUCCUCAUCAUCAGAUCAACCAUCAAUAAUGAUGGUGAUGGUACAGAUCAACCAUAAAUGACACCUUGUAGAUUACAUUCCCAAUCAGUUCAUAAGCUUGUAUGGAGCCAUUACACACCUUGACAUGUUGCCAUGUGAAUUCUACAGCAUGCAAGAUCUUGGGGUUGCAGGGGGAGUAAUCCAAUUUCCGUAUUGACGGCACUAAUCCACAUCAUAAGCGGUUCAUAAAUUGAAUUUUACUUUAGUGUGCAUUUGGUUGCACCAAAUAUCAUGAAAUUUCAUGAUAUUUGGUCCAACCAAACACACCCUUAUACACAUGUAGAUGCUUGAUGCAUAACAUCAGUAAAGAAGACAGACAUUGGGUCACA